UUAAAGGAGGAGCGGGCGCUCCAACUUUCACUCGGAGCAGAGUUUCCACUGGUGACUCAGACCACCGUAAAGGUCGCCCCUUUAACUUCACUCCCAUUGAAGUGUUGCAUUAGAGAAAUCGUGUGUUUCGUAUGAAACGAAAAGAGAUGCUUUGCUUACGUGACUCAGGUGACUGCUUACGGGAGCAGAUGCAGUAUAUGAUGAGGUCACUGCAAGAUCUGAAGCAACUCCGGAAGACCUGCCCUGCGGCCCGGCGCCCCCUCGCCCCCCUCAACUCCCAGCUCCCGGCUUUAGCGCGCCACUCUGCAGUGGCACGUGCUUGCCAGCAACGGGCACUGCAACGGGAGCAGCGCGCCCGUCUACGGAUGUCCGAGGCCAGCACGGCCAGCACCUACGACUCUGCCUGCUGCUUGGCAAGUCCUCUGGAGGAGGAAGAGGAGGAGGAGGAUGAUUCCAGCAGUCGACUGGGCCUGCAAUCUCCAAGCAGUCAGAAGAGUUUGGACUUUGAUUCCGGCUACUCUGAGGCGUCCUGGCAGGAUGACAGGGUAGUUCUCAGGAGGACGAGGAACGUGCGUGUCUCAUCCUCUGCAUGUCUGCGCACAAACAGAGCACCGAGCGGACGUAUACGACCCAAAUCCACAUCUGACGCUUGCUUAGAGAAGUGGACAUCGUUCGAGGCCAGUGACCCAGAGGACUGGACGAACUCCUUAUUGACCAGAGGGCGCAACCGCCAGCCUCUGGUCCUCGGGGACAACAGCUUCGCAGACCUCAUACAGAACUGGAUGGACUUGCCAGAUUGUCCUGAACCAAGUGAGCUGCAGCCAAGCUCAAGACGGCCACUGGGACGAGGCUUCUUUGUCAACAUGAGGCGAAAGCUGACUGGCUUUUCUAAGACUGUGGAGGACAGAGUGCGGAUGAGAUCCACAGACUCAUCUCAUAUAAACAGAGCUGCCAAUGCUCAAAAACGCCUGUCCUGUCCUGUUGGGGCAUUGCAACCUAAAGUCCCCUUUUUCCACCAGUCCCACUCAGGCAUAAACAAGUUGGACACUGACUUCUACCAUUUUGCAGGUCUCAUGAAGUCAGGCAGCCGACAACCAAUAAUAUGCAAAGAUAUUAUCGGCUACAUUUGACACAACUUCAUGUAAAGUUGUUCAUAACCGGACAAUCCUCAGAGGAAUUUUUGUAUGACUGUUUCUCACUUUUUAUAAGUUGUUUCCAUUGAAACAAAUUACUAUUGAAAAAUAAAGAAGUUCUCAUGAAUUUACACUUUGCAUUUGCCUAUUCAUGGUUUUAUAUUUAUUGCAUGCGGCACAGAAAAUUAGUUAUUUGAACACUGUUUUGUUUGGCUUAAGCUUAGCACACCAUCUGAGUUUCAUCACAGCGAGGCAGUGGGGACUGAUCGUAGGAGCUUUUUACUAUCUGAAUGCAGGUUUCAUCUGUUUUCUUUGGAAAUGUAAUACUCUGGCUCAUGUGUGAGUGGGCUUGGAGCUGCAUAGUUUAGUGGAAAUGAA
Messenger RNA from Cololabis saira (Pacific saury), 1511 nucleotides. RefSeq names its product PAK4-inhibitor inka2-like. Lineage: Eukaryota; Metazoa; Chordata; Actinopteri; Beloniformes; Belonidae. The transcript is spliced from 3 exons. Bases 132 to 1130 code for a protein of 332 amino acids. Gene Ontology annotation, cellular component: nucleus. The record is from RefSeq and is a predicted model, not a curated record. Gene Ontology annotation, molecular function: protein serine/threonine kinase inhibitor activity; protein kinase binding.